This is a messenger RNA of Fragaria vesca subsp. vesca, 1153 nucleotides long. RefSeq lists its product as uncharacterized. The transcript is spliced from 13 exons. The record is from RefSeq and is a predicted model, not a curated record. The coding region runs from base 162 to 887 and encodes 241 amino acids. Lineage: Eukaryota; Viridiplantae; Streptophyta; Magnoliopsida; Rosales; Rosaceae.
UCUCUGCUGUUGCCUCGGUCCCACUCUCGUUUGUCAUCGCCAUUUCGAUUCCAGCAGAGACGAAGACGGUCCAGGCCGGAGAGCGCAAACCCAAACCUGAAUCUUCAUCGUCGUCUCCCUCCUUGGCGCUUUCCCUCCAAAAAUCUGAAGCCACUGUGAAAAUGGAGAAGUACUUACAGUACAUGAAGAUACUGCGCUCUCAGAUGAACGAUGUGGAAGAUCAAGCUACGAAGGUCUCAGUGGAGGAGCAGAUGCAAUUGACCACUAUUCAGACCUUAGAGAACGAUCUUAAUUCCGCAAUAUCCGAAACAAAACGAUUCAUGGAAGACAUUGAACAGAUGAAUAAGGCUAAGGGUCAAAUAUGCUCACAGAUUCAGGAAAGACAGAGAAGGAUAGUUUCUCUGGAGUCUGAUUCAUCCACCCUUAUCCAGAACUUGGAGCUUAUUGAACAAGAAAGGAUCAACCUGGCCGCCAAGCUUAUUGAGAAGAGCACUUACUACUUGAAAGUUUCAGAGGAUAUCACUGCUAAAUGGCAGCAACAAAAGACUACUACAGAUCUUGGAGAACCUGGAAUGGUUAAGGAUACAAUUGAUGAGCAAAGAGUUGAUACUCAGGGGAAGGGUAGCAUUGGUGACCACCUCUGCAUAACUGAUCAGGGCAAUAACGCAAGAAAGAAUCCAACGGAGAUGGUUGACUCUGCUAAAGUCAAGCUUGAUAAGAUUUUACAAAUGAAAUCUGAACUUGUCAUGGAGAACUACAAGAUGAAGCAAGCUAUUGAGCAAGAAAAUUGCAGGGAAAGUAAUUUUAAGAAUCCCAACUCAAGUAGCUGCACUCCAAAAAUAUCAAAGGGUCUAUGGCUCAUCUCCUUCAAAAGGAGAACACCUUAAGCAGAUAUCAACACCAGAUAUUGCUAAAUGCUUCUUUAACAGCAGCCUUGGCACGUACUAAACAAUUAACAAGCUCAAGUAUAUUUGUAGUUGCUUGAAUUGGAGCUAUCACAAGCAGAAAUAUGCCAAAGUCCGCUGCAACGCACGGGCAUCUUUCUAGUUAAUUUACCUAUUUACUAUAAUAUUACUGUUCUUGAUAUUUUUGAAUCAAUUUAUGUUUUAACCAAGCUCAUUGAUAUUAAUACAUUAUGUCUAUAACUUCUGUC